AUCCUUUGCGCUGACUCUGAGCUUUCCAGACUAUGGAGAAGAUCUUGACCCAUAAACUCUUUUCUAUGUCACCUUUGACAAUUGCACGCUGGAGAAUGUCGUAGCACAAGGACAAUCAUCUUAAGGGACAAUCUGUGCAACACCGGAAGGCACGCACGGCAAGGGGUUUGUCGUCUCAUCGCGUUUACUGGGCGGGAGCGGUGCAACCCUAGCCGCUGCUCUCGCCCUGCCCAGUACCCUUGCGUCUGAGAUGGAUUUCGACUUGGAGAAAGAGCUCAAGGUCCGCAGGCGGAUACUCGCCAUAUACAACAAGGAGCGAGAGGACUUUAGCAGCAAGGAGGAGUUCGAUGACUACUUGGAAGAAGUAGAGGACAUCAUUUGGCGGCUGAGUAACAAUGUGGACAUAGAUCGCACCGAGGCCCAAGUGCGCAAGUACCGCCACCAGAACCAGGAGCAGAUCAACCGACAGGCCAACAAGGGCGCAGCGCUGCUCUCGGAGCCGCCAGCAGCAGCAGCGGGAGGCCUGCAGCCGCCCCCCAAGGCAGCUGCACCGCCGCCCAUGACCGGCGGUCUGCCCCUCAUCCUGCCCAAGCUGGUGCAGGAGGGGUCCGGGCUGCUGGACGCAGGGCGGGAUAUCCUUUACGACCGGCGUACACUGGACAAGGCGGGCCCCGGGGCGGCGGCGGCGGGAGGCUGGUCGGCGGGCGUGUGGCAGGCGCGACUGUCCCAAGAGGCGUUCAGCUCGCUGCUGCUGCCGCCCGCAGCGCGACUGGUGGAGGGGCUGGGCGGAUGACAGCGCCCCGGGGGGGGGGCGGUCGCUUGCGGUUGGGGGUCAAAGACCAUACCAUAGGAGCCCACGAUGGGGAAAAUUAUAGAUAAUUGCAACAACGCAGUCCCAAUCCCCAACUGUGGGGGGGUCCUGCUGCGGACAUGCAUGCAUGCGUGGGCGGCAGGCGGGCUUGAGAGGGGGUGUACUCUCAGCGUACGACAUGGGGGGCCUCGCUCCUUGUACGGUGGUGUGCAGGUGUUGUCGGGUUCGUUGUUGGUUGCAUGCGAGGGCUGCGGUGGCGGGAGGACUGCGCUGAAGCGUGUAUAGGUGUGAAUGGUCGAUGGCAGGAUGGGGCUGUGCCGUAUAUGCGUUAUAUGUUUGUCCUCAGCAUGAGCGGGUGAGAGGAUGCGAGUCGAUGAUGAUGCCGCCGGGGCGCACAUGCUUGCUUGUUUGCAAGGGAUACGUUGAUUGACGAGUAGACGGGCAGGACGUGGCAACGAUGGUGGUAUAGACAGGAGAGGGACGGACACGCGGUAUGUAGGUUGAGGAAGGUGCGCUUGAAGCCAGGAGUGUGUUCAGAAGCUCGGCCACGGCAGCAUGCAGGAAGCAUGCUUGAAGCCAGGAGUGUGUUCAGAAGCUCGGCCACGGCAGCAUGCAGGAAGCAUGUGGCAAGAGAAUGUCCGUCACGUGUGUCCGUUGCCUGCCCGCCACAAUUGCGGCUGACGGUUGGUACACAGUAGUAGUGGUGAGGACGGAGGUGUUACGCGGUGGCGGCGGCGGUAGACGACGCAGCUUUUAGCAGCGCGGUCAUUCAGUGCUGUAUGGGAGG
This is a messenger RNA of Astrephomene gubernaculifera, 1598 nucleotides long. Lineage: Eukaryota; Viridiplantae; Chlorophyta; Chlorophyceae; Chlamydomonadales; Astrephomenaceae. The record is from the annotation of a GenBank genome assembly.